ACUCUAUGUUUCUAUAUAUUAAACGGAUCAAUCAAUCAAUCAGACCUUAGGGUUCUUCUUCUUCUUUAUCAUCAUCAUCAUCCUCCUUCCCAAAUCCCAAAACCAGAUUCAAUUCGAAAUUGAUUCCAGGCGAGAAAUUAGUGGCGCCAGUUUUGAAUUUCAAAAACCAUUGGAUUGGACACCCACUGUUCCUCCUCGACCCUAGUUUUGAAACCCACCCAUCAUCCAUAUCCCAAAAACCAGCGGACAUUACCCACUCACCCAAUAUAAAAUACCCUUUUACGCAAACCCUAAAUCGAGAAAAGCAAAUCUGCGUAGUUUUGUAUCUUGGCAAUGGCGGCGAGAAAGAAAAGCAAAGGCCUCUGCCGGCCGAGGCAAGAAGAGAACGGCGCUGGUCUGGAGGAGAUGAAGGCCGAGGGUAUUUUGGGAAUUGAGAACGAGGGAGCUAAUGGGGAAGUAAAAGAAGAAGCUGUGGCUCCUUUGGUGGAGGGCAGAGGCAGGAAGCGGCGGAGGAAGAAACAAGAAGAAGACGGUGGUGGUGGUGAGGGUGUUUUGGGAAAUCAAAACGAGGAAGAGGUUGCUGAAGAUGGUGUGGAGGUAAAGACGCGUUAUCCACAGAGGGCGACAAGGGCUGUAAGGGCGGUGGUGGAGGAGGAGGAGGAGGAGGAGCCGGAGAUUCGGAAGAGGACGAAGAAGAGAAAAGCAGCGGUGGUGGAGGAGGAGGAGCCGGAGAUUCGGAAGAUGAUGAAGAAGAGAAAAGCAGCGGCGGCGGAGGGAGAGGAAGAUGAGGCAGUGAAGGACGUUUCAACAAUGUGCCAUCAGUGUCAGAGGAAUGAUAAAGGGAGAGUGGUUCGGUGCACGAGUUGUCCGAAAAUGGGUAAGGGAAUGAGGAAGAGGUAUUGUAUCCCUUGCAUACAGAGGUGGUAUCCCAACACAUCGGAGGAAGCCAUUGCUGAGGCUUGUCCUGUGUGCCGCGGCAACUGCAACUGCAAAGCCUGCCUUCGACUGGAUGUGCCUAAUAGGUGUUUGAAGAAUCUAGACCCGAAAAUCGACGAGGAGACCAAGCUGGAGCACUGUAAGUAUCUGGUUCAUCAGCUGCUUCCGUAUUUGAAGAGGAUUAGGGAUGAGCAGGUGCGUGAGAUGGUGGUGGAAGCCAAGAGGCAGGGAUUAAGUGAUGUUUCAGAGCUCAAGGUGGAGAAGGCUAAUUGCGCUGACGAUGAGCGUAUGUACUGCAAUAACUGCAGCACUUCGAUUUUUGAUUUUCAUAGGAGUUGUCCUGAUCCUGAGUGUGAGUAUGAUCUGUGCCUCAUUUGCUGCCGGGAGAUUCGAGACGGCAAGUGGAAGAAGAGAGGUAUGGAGGAGGAAGACAGUCAGAAGUAUGUUGAUUUGGGGCGUGAGUAUUUGCAUGGAAAGGGAGAGUUGAAGAGCUUGCUAAAAAAAAAGAGAGAAAAGAAGUUGAAGAGCUUGCUAAAGAAGAAAAGAGAAGAAGAGUUGAAGGAGAAUGUUGAUGUGGGAGUGAAGCUGGACUCGUCAGAAUCUGCUCAAGAGUCCUCGAGAGCAAGUGAAGAUGGAAAUAUUCAAGAUGGGCAGCAGAAAAAGAGAGGCAGAGAGGAUGAAGUAAGUGAGGAAUUUGUUAAUGUGGGGGAGUGUUUGGAUGGAGAGGGAGAGCUGAAGAGGAAUGAUGAUGUGGGAGUGAAGCAGGACGAGGCCGAAUCUGCUGAAGAGUCCACAUUUGAGUGGAGAGCAAGUGAAGAUGGAAGCAUUCUCUGCCCUCCAACACACAUGAAAGGUUGUGGUAAGCAUAAUUUAGAAUUGAGGUGCAAUUUUUCUCAGAAUCAUGUCAUAGAUUUGGUAGAGAAAGCAGGAAAAAUAGAUGUAAGUUACAAUCCUAUGCAUGCUAGUAGUGAAACAUGUGCACAAAAGUGUUCAUGCGUUAAACCUGUGAAUGAUGCUGUCAACUCAAGUAGCAGCAGCUGUAAGUUAAGAAAAGCAGCCUCUAGAGACGGUUCUGAUGAUAACUACUUGUUCUGUCCAAGGGUCGGAGAAAUCCAAGAUGAGGAUUUUGGGCAUUUUCAGUGGCAUUGGAUGAGGGGUGAGCCUGUGAUCGUUAGCAAUGCACUUGAAAAUGGAUCAGGUUUGAGCUGGGAACCGUUAGUCAUGUGGCGUGCAUUUAGGCAGAUAAAGAAUCUCAAGCAUGAUAGAGAAUUGGCAGUCCAUACCAUUGAAUGCUUGGAUUGGAGUUUCAAAGAAACUAAUAACCUCCAUUUCUUUACUGGAUAUUCCGAAGGCCGGCCUGAUGAGAAAGGAUGGCCUGAGAUUCUCAAGCUCAAAGACUUCCCCCCAUCUACUGAGUUUGACAAUCGUCUCCCCCGGCAUGGUAAGGAAUUUGUCUGUUGUCUGCCUUUCAAAGAGUAUACUCACCCCAACAAGGGAACCCUGAACCUUGCUAUCCACUUGCCACCUACCUCAGUAAAGCCGGACAUGGGUCCAAAAACAUAUAUUGCCUAUGGUUUUGCACAGGAGCUUGGACGGGGAGAUUCUGUGACCAAGCUUCACUGCGAUAUGUCUGAUGCAGUUAAUAUUCUGACACAUACAGCUGAAGUGGCCCUUACAACUGAACAACUCGCAACUAUAGAUAAGUUGAAAAAAAAGCACAGGAAGCAAGACGAAAGAGAGAUAUUUGGGAAUUGUCACACAAGUGCUGGAAAUGGAAGUGGGCCUCAGGAAGAAUCAGCUGAAGUAUGUGAGGAUGGUGGUGCCUUAUGUGAGGAUGGUGGUGCCUUAUGGGACAUUUUCCGGAUCCAGGAUGUUCCGCAGCUGGAGAAAUACAUCCACAAGCACAUCAAUGAAUUUAGGCAUGUGCACUGUAAUCCUUUGCAGUGUGUUACUCAUGCUAUACAUGAUCAGACUGUUUAUCUCACUGUGGAGCACAAGAGGAAGCUUAAGGAGGAAUUCGGUAUCGAGCCGUGGACAUUUGUCCAAAAACUUGGAGAUGCUGUUUUCAUUCCUGCAGGUUGUCCUCAUCAGGUGAGGAACUUGAAGUCUUGUAUCAAAGUUGCACUGGACUUUGUUUCCCCUGAGAAUGUGGGUGAGUGCUUUCGUUUGACGGAAGAGUUUCGCACACUUCCGCCAAACCAUAGGGCCAGCGAGGACAAGCUGGAGGUGAAGAAAAUGAUUGUGCAUGCUGUUUGUGAAGCUGUGAAGGAGAUUUCUGGUGAGAAUGCGAAGCCUGAGGAUGUGAAGCCUAAGAGGAGGCGCAAGGGGAGGCGCAAGGGGAACAAAGGAGAGGUGUAAGACCCGAGUCUAACAAAAUGUAAUGGCAUGCACCAUGCAGCCUGGGAAUUAGUAGGGAUGUAAUCUUAGAAUAUUAGGGAUGUAAGAAUUAUUAGUGUUCUGUGCCAUAGGAGCGUUUUUUGGAUUUUGUAACAUAUCUUAGUUCUUAACUGAUGGUUUCUGCUC
Molecule: messenger RNA, 3459 nt
Organism: Rosa chinensis
Lineage: Eukaryota; Viridiplantae; Streptophyta; Magnoliopsida; Rosales; Rosaceae
Product: lysine-specific demethylase JMJ25
Exons: 1
Coding region: 334-3294 (986 amino acids)
Biological process (GO): regulation of transcription by RNA polymerase II
Cellular component (GO): chromatin; histone deacetylase complex
Molecular function (GO): transcription coregulator activity; histone H3K9 demethylase activity; chromatin DNA binding
Source: RefSeq, a predicted model, not a curated record